Molecule: messenger RNA, 1096 nt
Organism: Chenopodium quinoa (quinoa)
Lineage: Eukaryota; Viridiplantae; Streptophyta; Magnoliopsida; Caryophyllales; Amaranthaceae
Exons: 3
Coding region: 2-1096 (364 amino acids)
Source: RefSeq, a predicted model, not a curated record
CAUGCCUGCACAUCUACUGGAGCAUCAGGGAGAGUGGCGUGCCCGGGUCCCCCUGAUCUGUUUCGAGGUUGUGGAGAGUCACCUACCUGACCGCGUCAUGCGACAGUUCGGACUGCAGCAGCCUAUUCCCCAGAACUGUGACACUGUCGUGCGCCUUCACGACAUUGACCGUCGGGGAAAGACGGAGACAAACUGGGCACUGGAGCAUUGGCAGUAUCUUCAGCUAUGGGAGCAGCGGUUGGGUCAUGUCGUUCAGGGUUAUCCCAUGCAGGGCGUUAUGGAUCAUGACGAUCCGUACAUGGUGUGGUACAGGCUUAUCACACGCCGUUUCAUCAACCCCAGCUACACACCACCGUCCACCCAUUACCACCCGGCACAUGACGUCAUUAGCGGAUAUGCGGCGGAUAUGGUGGCGAUGUAUGAUGCACUGUCCCUCGCCCUUAUAGACGGACCCACCAGAGCCCAGGUCCAGCGGAUGCGAGAUAUGUCCGCGACUUCCUUACGCAGACAUGGUCACGGUCAUCUCAUCCAACAGCGGGACGGUGAUGAUGGUCACUCCAUCCAUUCGCGGUUCGACCCCGGCCAGAGUAGCAGUGGAGGUGAUCCUACGUCGCACACAGAGGCAGAGGAGUACAUCUUCCACAGUUCUGCACCCUUUAGAACCCAAGAGGACGCAUCUUUUGUUUGCUUAUUUAUCCAAAUCGGAUUUAUGUCAGUCAAAAUAGAUCCUUCAGGGCUAAUGUACAUUAAACAACAGACAUUUGAAAUCCAUAGUCGAAAAUGGGGAAGAAAGGAUGGCCCGUGGUGGUUAAUGUGGUUGUUCAUGGUGGUUUUAGUGUUGUUGGUUGUGGUGGGUGGUUAUCGACGGUUGUUGAAUGGUUGGGGUUGGUGGUGGAGCUGGUUGAAGUGUUGUUGGAGGUCAAAAGUGGUGGCAGAUGGUGGUCGAUGGUGGGGGUUGUUGGUGGAUUGUGGUGGCAAGAAUCAUGGCAGGGGGUGGUGGUGGGGGCAGAAGAAAGUGGCAGAUCAGUGGCAAAAGGCUGAUUCUGCUGCUGUUUUGCACACCAGCAGAGAAACGCUGUCCCAGACAGCGUUUUAG